Molecule: messenger RNA, 7258 nt
Organism: Orbicella faveolata
Lineage: Eukaryota; Metazoa; Cnidaria; Anthozoa; Scleractinia; Merulinidae
Source: RefSeq, a predicted model, not a curated record
CGAGCUAUUAAUUUUUAAGAAUUUCUUUAUGAAAAAUUCACGAGACAAAUUUGUUCUUGAUCAUUUGUCAUCAAGGACUCUGAAAUUUAUGAAUUUCCUCUUGGUUAAGUCGUGCUAAAAAGCGAUUUACGGACAUUGACAAAUAUCAGAAUGCCUCCCUUUGCCAUUUAAGUGAACCGAGAUUUGCCUGGACCGUUCCAAGCCGUAAGAAGAGAAAUAUCAAAGUUUGUUGGGGCAAACACAGUUCAACAUGUGGGUCAUUGUUUUUCUCUUGGCAAAUGUGAUAUGGAACAAAGUGGAUGGCAGGUACAUCAACAAAAUCGACAAAGGGCAAGCGACAACUGAAGAAGAUAAAGAGUUUGCAAAAUUAGAAAAAAGACAGCAAAUAACGGGAGAACUUGAAGUCAAUGGCCAAAGGUUUGAAAGCCUGGGUUGUUGGCGAGAUGCAUGGGCACGAGGCCUUCCAUCCUUAGAAGGAGAUCACUACUUGUUGAUGGAUCCUAAUUAUAAAGGAAGGAGUCACGCUCUUUUUAAGUGCGCACGAGCAGCAGGGGAUAAGGGACUCAAGGUAUUUGGCAUCGAAAAUGGAGGCCAGUGUUUUGCCAGUGCUGAUGGAGAGAAACGCUAUCGCAAGUAUGGACCUUCUAAGGACUGUAAAGGUGACGGUAAAGGUGGUCCCUGGAGUAUACAAGUGUAUCGUUUUGUGGAACCGGAAAAAACUAUAAACGGUGAUUACAGUGAGUGGUCUCCAUGGACUCAAUGCAGUAAAACAUGCAGUGGAGGUGUUAGAAGGCGAAUGCGAAAAUGUUCAAAUCCACCUCCUUCCAAUGGUGGAAGAGAUUGUAGAAGCCUGGGCCCCAGUGUAGAGAGUCAAGAUUGCAACGUCAAAUUAUGUAGUGGUAAGAACCAGCAUAAUCAGUUAUAUAGAAGCAGAAUUGCAAAUGGGUAUGACCAGUGCCUGCGUACAGGACAAUCUAUUGAUAUGGCACAAAAAAAAGAGAAAUAUCAAAGUUUGUUGGGGCAAACACAGUUCAACAUGUGGGUCAUUGUUUUUCUCUUGGCAAAUGUGAUAUGGAACAAAGUGGAUGGCAGGUACAUCAACAAAAUCGACAAAGGGCAAGCGACAACUAAAGAAGAUAAAGAGUUUGCAAAAUUGGAAAAAAGACAGCAAAUAACGGGAGAACUUGAAGUCAAUGGCCAAAGGUUUGAAAGCCUGGGUUGUUGGCGAGAUGCAUGGGCACGAGGCCUUCCAUCCUUAGAAGGAGAUCACUACUUGUUGAUGGAUCCUAAUUAUAAAGGAAGGAGUCACGCUCUUUUUAAGUGCGCACGAGCAGCAGGGGAUAAGGGACUCAAGGUAUUUGGCAUCGAAAAUGGAGGCCAGUGUUUUGCCAGUGCUGAUGGAGAGAAACGCUAUCGCAAGUAUGGACCUUCUAAGGACUGUAAAGGUGACGGUAAAGGUGGUCCCUGGAGUAUACAAGUGUAUCGUUUUGUGGAACCGGAAAAAACUAUAAACGGUGAUUACAGUGAGUGGUCUCCAUGGACUCAAUGCAGUAAAACAUGCAGUGGAGGUGUUAGAAGGCGAAUGCGAAAAUGUUCAAAUCCACCUCCUUCCAAUGGUGGAAGAGAUUGUAGAAGCCUGGGCCCCAGUGUAGAGAGUCAAGAUUGCAACGUCAAAUUAUGUAGUGGCAAAUUUGCAGUUGGGACCCCAGAAUCGCACAGUGCACGAUUUUCGAAUGGAGGUCAGGUACGACAACUUGAAGGCGCUGGUAAUAGCCCACUCCCACCAAAACAAGGUGGACAAACUUUUCACGGUAACCAAGACAAAUAUGCCACAGAUGUACAAUAUACCAAGAAUCUCCAUGGUGCGAUGCAACAGAACAGCUUCAACGACAAUGGUAAUGCUAACAAAGUGGAAGGAAAAUACAUUCCAAUGUCUCGUGAAGACAUCAAAAAUUUCAAACAGGUUGCGGCGUUUCAAAAAUUAGUACCCGACCCUACACAUGGUUCAGAGAAUUCCAAAAGCAAAGAUACGACUAACUCUCCUGGAAUCCCCAGCACGAACACUGCAGUUGCAGGUAACGCCUUCAAACAGCCGACACCACUUUCUAGAAAACCGUUACCUUUAACGGACCCGAAAGGAAACCCGGAGGUUUUGAGCGAGAGCUCGAAGCCUGCCGUUCAAGGCGCUGCAUCGUGGAAAGAUGUCAGCAGCAUCUACUCCCCUUCCUCAGCUUCUGUAGGUAGUCCUCCAGGAAAACAGAUGGGACUGGUUGAAGGAUCCUUCCAGCCUCGCAAAACAAAGGAGCUCUCAAACAACGAUAACUCUGUUAGCGGAGAAUAUAAGAAACUGGGUGAAGCUUUAAAACAAAGUGACGGCAGAUCGGAUGAAAGAUUGAUGGUAUCACCUACUAAGGGUGAAACUAAUCAUAUUAAUUCAAAUAAAAUGACUGCAGCAGAAAAGGGACAGAACUCCAAAUAUAUCACCUUAAUUGGCACGCCAUUAAACGCAAUGAAGCCUGACAUUAUGAAACAAAAUGAAGCAGGGGAUGACAAUCAAGAUUACAAAUUUUCUCAGCAUUAUUCAGAUAAUAUUUUGGGCAAUAACAAGGGAAUAGAAGCAAAACUCAAUGCGAAGAAUGCACCUACACAUUUUAGCGACUACGGGAAAAUGGGGAAUCACCGAGAGGAUGAAGACCAUAACAAAUCACCAGCAACGUAUAAAGAACAUUUAGAAAAUGAUGUUACUGAUUCAAGCCACGUGUCAGCUGCAAGAGCUGAAGGUUCGUCAAGCUCAUUACAAAGUUCAUCAAAAGACGAACAGACUACGACACCUUCCGGCAAAGCGGAUUAUUCAAAGGGCCAAGAAAUGAAGGAACCGUUGGCUACAGCUUUGCAGCAAAACCCAAUGAUACCAAAUUCCAAGGUGAAGGCUAUGAAAGAGGUCGAAGGGGUGGCUCAACCGAAGUUAUCUGACAAACAAAGUCAAGAACAGGGAACGAAACCUGGAGAGGCUUCGCAGAUAUCGAAUAAGCUACAAAGCCCAAUAUCUCAGCAUGGAGAACAAGUUGAUAAUUCCAACAGUCUUUCCUCCAUGAAAGGAAGUUCUCUAUCAAUGAGCAAAGAAAAGCCAACGAUUGAAAUGAAUUCGCAACAAGUGAAAACUAACCCAAAAAAGGAGGAUGAUGGUGGACCCACACUACAACAGAAAUACCCUCAACAGGAACACGUGUUGAGUAAGCUUACUCCCACGGCUGAGGGAAAUAAAUUGCAUCAAACAACGGCAGGUAAUACUAAUGAAAAAUCGGAAUCUGACCAAGGGCAGCCACUGGAAGAAGGUGAGCCAGUGCCCAUGGUGGACCUAACCAAAGCGGGUACUUUAAGCGGGACAGAGUUUGGACAAGCCAAUGGGGAAGAGUUCCAAGGCCCUGGAGAAGAAACUGAAAUGCAAAAUCAACCUAAUGGUGCUGCCGGAGACGAUUAUGGUCCAGGAAACGGGGACGUUCUGGAAAGUCCCAGUGAGGAAACUCAACCCAUGCCGGAUGCAAGUCAACAGUCAAGACCUGUGUACGAUAAUGAAGCCAUGCAAGGAAUAAGUGACCUCGCUCAUAAUGACGAUCAAAAUAUUUUACAACAAGUUAACUCUGACGGCCAAGCAGGGUCUUAUGGAAACAUGGGAGCUGAGUAUGAUGACACGAGCAUGACACAAGCUUAUACAGGAGGAUCCAUUAGGGUGGGCAGCGAAGAAAAAAUCGAACACACUCAGGAUGAGGUGAAACAAGGAUCGAAUUCAAGUUUGGGAAGCAACAGACGUUCUCGGGAUAGGGAUAAUGGUGAAGCUCAUCUUACAUCUGACUACUAUAAUACAGAGCCAACUGAAGACUGCUUAUGUCCAAAGAAAGAAUGUUCGGCCAAAGCAGACGUCGCCUUUCUUGUUGACGGCUCAGCUAACAUUCCUCAGCCAUAUUAUGCCCGUGUCCUUGAAUUUAUCAAAAUAUUUUCGCGUGGUUUUGACAAAAGCAACAUUCAUGUUGGACUUAUGGCUUAUGGUGAUAGUGUCAAGACAGCUCUUGAUCUCAAGGGCCUUAGCGACUUCAAACAGCUUGAUGAUGCUGUAAAUAUUGCUCCCUAUAUUGGAGGUAAGGCCUACACAGGAAAUGCUCUUCUGCAAAUGAAGGCAUCUCUGUUUGCUGUUUCCGGUCGUCAAGAUGCCCCAAGGGCCCUUAUAUUGUUCUCCAGUGGAGAAUCAGCUGAUGACGUGGUAACACCUGGAGAGGAGCUGCGAGAUUCUGGGGUUAAGGUUACAGCUAUCGGCUUAGGAAAGCAAGCCAAUGUCAGGGAGCUGAUAAAUGUUGCUUCGGAGCCCAAGUCCGAGCACGUGUUUACCGCAUUCUUAGACACAUUGCCAAACGCUAUGGAUGAAAUCAUUCAAGGAGUUUGUAGAGAUGUCAUGGGGAUCGUGCGAGACAGACAGGUGCCAUGUACAUGUGAGACAUACAACGGUCAAAUUGGUCCUUCCUCAGAUUACAGUACGGCGUCCUCUGAAAACGAAGCCGCGUCUACAGGUUCAAACCCGCAACAAGAAAACGAUUUAUCGUAUUCACAAAGUAACGAGCAGUCGGAGAAUGUCAGGAUGCCUUACUCCCAAAACGAAAAGCAAAGCCACCAGUUUGAAUCUCAAGCUAGUUACCCUCAAGGCAAUGACACUGAAGAAUCUCAGCCGACAGAAUCCUCAAGACCAGACAAUGAUGGGCGUCUUUUAUUGAGGGAACAGGGUGGCCAAGCUAAUGGUGCCUCAGAAAAGCCUGCAUCGCUCGUUUCUUAUGGAUAUCACCUCUCCGAGAAGGAUUCUAGAAACGAGCAACAAAGCCAGAAUUAUGGCACAUCUGCGGGGGAAAUGAAUCAUGGAGAUACCCAAGGGCAGGAAUUCAGACUUUCUGUAGAACAUCAAGAAAGUAAGGAAAAUGACCAAAGUCGUGAAGACGAGGAAAACGAGAUAGGUACAGACGACUAUUCAAAAGAUUCCGAAGGGGAUCGCAAAUUUGAUAACGGAGAACAGAACUUAAAUCAAAAGAAUGACACGUUCCCUAGCAACCAAGAACAUAUACAGAUUUCCGAGGUUCAUCGCUUUGCUGCUGGUUUCCCAGAACAUUAUAAACCCCAUAUCAGUACAGGUACUGAUAACGUAGAUGAGUCCGGUGAAAAAUCAGAAAGCCAAGACUACUCUAACAAACAUGCAAAUAAACAAUUCUCUAAAGUAGACGAUACUUUACAAGGAACUCAACGGCCAGCAACAUUGAGCCACGAGAAAGUUCAGGGCUCCGGAUCUCAAGGACAUCCGGCAUUCACACCCUCACCGAGUGAAAAUAACUUUGGACCUUUCAGGCAGCCAAAUUACCCUGAAGGCUACUCCAAAGGGCAGGGUGAAUUACCGUCUGACUAUAGAGUGCCAACAAAGGUCAUAGCAGUUGGAAAAGCAGCGGAAAACUAUGACAAUAAAGUACAAGAAAUAGACAGACAAGAAUGCGGAAAGGUUCACCUUGGAGUGGUUCUCGAUAGUUCUUCGCCUUCUGAAGGUAGUGGUAAGCAACAGGCAACAAAGAUGAUGGACUUGGCAAAGCAUGUGUCCCACUUAUUCCCCGUGUCUCCUGAAGGUAACAGUAUUGGUAUGGUAGUCUACGGAGGGUCCCCACAGCCGUCUGUAGUCCACUUUGACAGAUUUCUUGACCAAAAAAGCAUGGAUCAAGCUAUUGACAAUGCCAGUAAUCCAAGCUUCGAGAUAAAAAUAGGGAAAGCACUCACCUUGGCUCAAGAGCACUUGUUUAGUCCAAUCCCCACGUCUAAACACAAUGUGCUGCUACUAGUGACUGAUGGUAGUUCGACUGAUGAUGUUAGUCGGCCUGCGAUAGAACUGAAAAGGCGAGGUAUUGAGGUGUUCUGCCUAGGAGUGGGACGAGAUGUCAACAAAACACAGCUCGACGUUAUUGCGUCUGAACCAGCUAAAGACCAUGUCUUCUUGGCCCCGUUCAAUGACGCAGACACACUGAUGGAGAGAAUUCAAAAGGGAAUAUGCCAGUCGGCGAAUCGGUCAGAAAUCACCAGGAAUAGCUGUCAGAAAUACUUAACUUCACCUCGCUUCACUUCGUGUCAUCUAACACAUCAUGCAGACGGAAUACCGACUGUUAGCGCACCUUCGACUCAACUCUACAGAUACCUUCAUCCGCAUAACCACCUUAUCGCUAAUGCAAAAUUUGCCUGCCGGGGGUUGUCUAAUCAUCGAACUAAUAAAAUCCAUUCGGCAUGUUCAGUUGCAGCUCGAUUGCAGACCCAGAGAAAGUGCCCUUCUGACCUCGGAUUUGUUAUCGAUGGCGCAAGAAGUAUUGAGGUUCUUGGAAAAGGAAACUUCAAGAAAAUGCUGGAUUUUGUCAAAAAUGUUUCUUUGGGAUUCCACAUCUCUCCUGAGGAAACUCGUGUUGGGGCGAUAACUUACGGGACUGAACCUAUAAUAGCCAUCCCUUUCAACAAAUAUACCUCGCCUAAGGACUUAGCCCUCGCUAUUGAGAAUAUUUCUUAUCCAGGGACCUUUACAAUGACGGGAAAAGCAUUAGCCUUAGCCAAUGAGAAGCUGUUUGAUAAAAGAAGUCGGAUUAAUGUUCCCAAAGUUCUCGUUGUGCUGACAGAAGGCACUUCAAGGGACAAAGUUCAACCCUCUGCUCAGGCAUUACACAAAGCUGGAGUGACGGUCAUUUCUGUGGGUCUGGGUCCAGUUUAUAAUACAAGCCAGCUUAAUAAUGUUGCUUCAAUGCCAGCUGCUUAUCACGUGAUUAAAACUAGAUUUAACCAGCUACAAAGUAAAGUAAAUGAGCUGCAGGAUAAAAUAUGCCAAGCAAAGCACAAACGGAAUGAUUAUAUUUAAGCCAUGAAUCACGUGGAUUAGUUGUCAAAUAAUGCACAACUAGUUAUACAACUAUUUGCCAUGGGCAGGCAUUUAGGGAGGAUUUAUGUUUUUCUGACUACUACCUAUAAACAGCACAUGAAAAACAUCAACAAAAUAGUGUCACAAUAUUCGGUUCGGUGCAGAACACAUCAAUCAGAGCAAACAUUUGGCAAACAUUGGGAUGUUUGGCAAUUGACCAAUUUCAAUAUAUUAAAAUUCAACUUAAAACAAUGGACCUCAGUACGAGGAUCUGAGGAAUAGCUACAGAGUUUGUGGGGUUUAUUACCCAGAGCCUCGUUCUGAGGUCUAUUGUUUUAGGCUGAA